AUGUCGCUUAGGGAACACAACUUCGGAAAUGGCCUGCCUGUGAAAUAUGCCUUCUUUGAGCUGAAGACCGUUUGGCACAAAGAUUUGCAUUCAAUUAAUUGGGCCAAUCGAUUCAAUGUAUUUCCACUGUCUUUGGGAAAACUCAUUUCCAAACAUGAAUUACAAGAACUACACUUCAGUCUCACGAAAGGCGUUUGGAAACACCAGCGCUGGGGGUAUGCCAUACGUGAGGCACCUCCUAAUGCACAGCUAUGGCUAUGGUUCCAACACUUCCACAAAAAUCCUCAAAAGGCGUGGAGAGACAUCACGAGCGAACUCUCCGGUCAGUUCUGUUCGUCCAUUAAUUUCAUCGACAAUUCAGCCACAGUUCAGCCGAAGUAUUCGCUGAGACCGGAGGGUGUAAUCGAUGGCAACUCUUUGCGAAACGGUUCCAUAUUUUACGGCGCUUUACCGCACGAAUCGGUCUGCACUGAGAACCUGACGCCUUGGAAGAAGUUGUUGCCGUGUUUUGCCACCAAAGGGUUGGCCACUCUUCUCAACGCCGCACAUCUCUUCAAUUCGUAUUACUUUUCUCUGGCCGUCGACUUCAGACCCAUUUGGUUGGCCACUCUUCUCAACGCCGCACAUCUCUUCAAUUCGUAUUACUUUUCUCUGGCCGUCGACUUCAGACCCAUUUGUCGAGACAUCCAUUGUGAGUCAACUUCGGUUGAAUUGAUUCAAAGUAUUUCUGUUGUCUUCAAUCCUCCCGUUAUGUUCGAUGGGAAGCAGAGCUGGUCUUUAGUCAAACUGUUUGGCACAACACUUACGAGCACUUGUAGUUUGGCCGCAAAGACUACUUUAUAUAUUGAUUUAACGGAUACUAACAGCAAGAAUGCCUCCAAACUGACACCAGAGCCCACAAAAUUGGUUUAUUCGGUGAUCGGCGCCGAAGAGCGCUCUAAAUUGAACCUGACGCCUUGGAAGAAGUUGUUGCCGUGUUUUGCCACCAAAGGGUUGGCCACUCUUCUCAACGCCGCACAUCUCUUCAAUUCGUAUUACUUUUCUCUGGCCGUCGACUUCAGACCCAUUUGUAGAGACAUCCAUUGUGAGUCAACUUCGGUUGAAUUGAUUCAAAGUAUUUCUGUUGUCUUCAAUCCUCCCGUUAUGUUCGAUGGGAAGCAGAGCUGGUCUUUAGUGAAACUGUUUGGCACAACACUUACGAGCACUUGUAGUUUGGCCGCAAAGACUACUUUAUAUAUUGAUUUAACGGAUACUAACAAGUUCUUACGGAGGUUUGACUGUGGCCAAUACUUUCAAGAUAACUUUGUUUACACGAAUGUCAAACCGCCGCCUCUUUACGCCAACCGUUUCAUCAAAGGUUACGGUUUGGCCGACGGAGGCAUCACUUGUCAUAUAUUCAACAAUUUGGAUAAACCCAUAGAAAUAGUGUAUUUAGAUGUCAUUCCCUGGUAUUUACGAAUGUAUUUACACACACUUAAGAUCACAGCAAACAGUAAGUCAAUCAAACCGCAUACCAUUUACUACAAACCAUCCAAAGAUCGCAUUCAAUCACAUCAUUUGGAGCUACUGUUGGUAUUACCGCCCAAUAGUAUGACAGAUAUAUCCUAUCAAUUCGAUAGAGUGUUCCUGAAGUGGACGGAAUACCCGCCGGACGCCAAUCACGGCGUUUACGUCAACUCAGCCAUAAUU
This is a messenger RNA of Oppiella nova, 1689 nucleotides long. Lineage: Eukaryota; Metazoa; Arthropoda; Arachnida; Sarcoptiformes; Oppiidae. The record is from the annotation of a GenBank genome assembly.